Messenger RNA from Lolium rigidum, 1263 nucleotides. RefSeq names its product putative F-box/kelch-repeat protein At1g15680. Bases 119 to 1246 code for a protein of 375 amino acids. Gene Ontology annotation, molecular function: protein binding. The record is from RefSeq and is a predicted model, not a curated record. The transcript is spliced from 2 exons. NCBI's taxonomy places the organism in Eukaryota, Viridiplantae, Streptophyta, Magnoliopsida, Poales, Poaceae.
CCAGUUCCCCCGCCGCCGCCGUCCACCCAAAUCCCCACUCGCCGCCGCCGAUGGCAGCACCCAACACGGCGGCUCCUCGCGCAGCAAGCACCUGAUUGGCCGCUCCCUAUCUCCACGGAUGGCGAUGACGGGGGGCUCGAUGGACAGCCUCACCGACGACAUCCUCGCCGACAUCAUCUCGCGAGUGCCCUACAAGUCGACCUGCUGCUGCAAGUGCGUCUCCACGCGGUGGCGUGACCUCAUCACCCACCCCGACCACCGCGCCAAGAUGCCCCAGUCCCUGCUCGGCUUCUUCUAUGAAACCUAUGACAUAGCCCGCUUCCCACGGAAGGCUCGCUAUUUUAUCAACGCGUUAGCGCAGGGCUUCCCUCCUCUUGUCGACCCCUCGCUAUCGUUCCUGCCCAAACAUGAGAGUCUUCACAUCUUGGACGGCUGCAACGGUCUCCUCCUCUGCCUCCUCCUCGAGGAGGGGACUGAUGCUGAUGAGAUCCAAUAUUAUGUGGUGUGCAAUCCCUCCACGGAGAAAUGGGUGGUCGUGCCUACCACCGACUGGUCUAGGAGGGCACAAGUUUACCUGGCCUUCGAUCCGGCUGUCUCCUCCCACUUCCAUGUGUGUGAGCUCGUAGAUUCUGAUACCUGGCAUGCUGAUGGUACUGGAACUAUUGGAGAUAUUGCAGCCGUGGUGAUAUACUCGUCCAAAACUGGAGUCUGGAGUCACAAGGCCGAUGCUUGGACCGGAUCUAGUGUUGAUAUACCCAUCGGUGCGAAAAGCGUCUUCUUUAGGGGGGAGCUGCAUUUGUGUGCCUACGAUAAUCAGCUUAUAUCCAUUGAUGUGGAGGAAAACGAUUGGAAAUCCAUUCAUCUUCCCGAAACAGUUACCAUUUAUUUUGGCAUUUAUCUAUCACAUGGUCAGUUGCAUUUUGCAAAUAUCGGUCUUUCUGCAUUAUCAAUAUGGGUUCUUGAGGACCCCAGUAAUGAAAAUUGGACCUUGAAGCGCUAUAUCAGCCACUUACAGCUCUUUGGAACAGAGUAUUCAGCAUAUGCGGAUGAUUACAGUGUUAUCUCAAUCCACCCCGAAGACAAUUUGAUUUUCAUAGUCGCUGGACACAUGCAGACACUCAUGUCUUAUGGAAUGGAUUCCAUGAAGCAGCGUAUUAUACGUCCACUUGGAUCUGUUAGUAGUAACAGGGUUCAUUGUAUUCCAUAUGUUCCGUUGUUCUUAGAGUCAUUGGCAGAUGGACACUAAAUGCCGUGCUUCUCCAG